This is a messenger RNA of Suillus subaureus, 1116 nucleotides long. RefSeq lists its product as uncharacterized. NCBI's taxonomy places the organism in Eukaryota, Fungi, Basidiomycota, Agaricomycetes, Boletales, Suillaceae. The coding region runs from base 1 to 1116 and encodes 371 amino acids. The record is from RefSeq and is a predicted model, not a curated record. The transcript is spliced from 2 exons. Gene Ontology annotation, molecular function: protein dimerization activity; DNA-binding transcription factor activity, RNA polymerase II-specific; RNA polymerase II cis-regulatory region sequence-specific DNA binding. Gene Ontology annotation, biological process: regulation of transcription by RNA polymerase II.
AUGUCGCUUUUAACACCUACUGAGGCUCAUGCCUUUCAGAAAUUCCUUUCAUCACUUGACACUACCGACUUUUCAGCGGGAUGGAACAUGCAACUAGAAGUCUCGCAUGAACAUAUGCCUCCAGCACACGGGAAAGAGGCGUUGGCUCAAGCAACCAAGGACCUCAUGUCGUUGGAUACGGACAAAUGGCGGUAUCCACUCGCUCGCUCUCCUUCAUCUCGUGAGUCCCCGUCGGAACCGCCGGUCAACCGGUACUCUCAGUCGCAGUCAAACUCCCUGUCAUUCCUCUACUCUACCCGUCGAGAGCGACGCGUAGAGGGUAAUGACGCCUCUACAGGGCAUUCCCAGCCACCCUCCCGCAGUCGCACACACCUACUACCUCUCCAACGAACCGUGGAUCCGUCAUCAGUCUCCACCAGAACUAGAGCAAGAACGUUCGCGUUCGAGAAUAUAUCAUCUUCGUCAUCAAGCCAGUCUCCUAUUGAUCCAUCUUCCUCACUUUCAUCCUUCUCUACGCACCAUACCAGUCCUGCACCGCUCUCAUCGAAUAAACGAUCCACACCACCGGACCAUAAUGUCUCGAAUAAACGGAGGCGACAGUCGUCAGUCACAUCGCAAUCAUUCGUGAGUGACGCCGGUAGAUCGUCAACGCUUCUAUCACCCUCUCAGAAAAAAGCAAAUCAUAUACAAUCGGAGCAGAAGCGAAGAGCUAAUAUAAGAAAGGGUUACGAGGCUUUAUGCGACAUCGUUCCAUCUUUACGAGAAGCCAUGUUGGCUGAGGCAAUGGAAGAAGAAGAGGCGAUCGCGAAUGGGAAGAAAGCUGGCAGACGACGGUGUAAGGGGAAGGCAGCAAAUGACGACGGUGAGAAGGUCGAUGGCAGAGCUGGUCCAAAAAGCGAACAUGUCGUGCUAUCAAAGACUAUCGAUUACGUUACGGAACUUUUGGCGGAGCAUGAUGUCUUCAAGCAGCGCCUAAUGGUGGCGAGAAGCGCCCUCCCCCUUGAUCAUCCAUUAUUACAGCGUCACCCCGACGCUCCACCUCCGCUAUGGGAACGGAAAUGGACUGGUGGUGAAGCAAAGGAUGCUGACGAGGAGGAGGACGAUGAAGAAUCGUAG